Molecule: messenger RNA, 1064 nt
Organism: Aedes albopictus (Asian tiger mosquito)
Lineage: Eukaryota; Metazoa; Arthropoda; Insecta; Diptera; Culicidae
Exons: 2
Coding region: 109-930 (273 amino acids)
Source: RefSeq, a predicted model, not a curated record
UUAUGUACGUUUCUUCACUGAAUCAAAGUAAUCUUUUGUUAAUCUAAGCAGUGCAUUUGAAAUGUCAUCAUCGUUAUUUCCUAGGAGUAAAUAAUACCGAUCAAUACAAUGAAGCCUUCUAUCAAUCGCAGCCAAGUAUCGUCCACUGAUGCCAAUUAUCUCAAGGACCAAAAUGAUCGCGUCUGUAUCGAAAUGAAGGGAAGAUUAUUCUCCAUUCCCCGACAUGACUACGACCGUUUAAUAGCAGAACAGGCAAACGAUAAACCGGAAGACCGGAUUCGAUUGAUACACGCAGGGCCUAAAAAGAAGCCACCUUCAACCCUUCAUGGAGAAAUCACAACUCUUGAAGCUUCUACAACUGGUGCACAUUGUUCGGAACGUUCGGAAGCUUCACUUUCUAGUCACCGACCAGCACCAACAGAAUCCGAUCGCACUAUUACAAAACCAGAAAAUAAUGCAAAACCAUCAACGGAACAGCUUUUCUCUCGGACAUCCAGCGGCUUUACAUUAAGCAAGGAGGCCAUCAUCGAAAAACCCGUAGAUAAAAAUUCGCCGAAACGGAGUUUCGUCAAAUUUAAGAACAACCUGUACCUGGGCACAACGGAAUCCGACAAUAGUCUGACACCGAAAUCACCAGUAGAGAUGACCAAAAAACUGUUCCAACUCCGAUCCAGUGUAGUCAACACGAUUGACCAGUUUAUCGAUCAAAUUGAAACGGACCAUGACUACGGGAACUCUGCUGCCGGGGAGGAAAAGAAGCAUCCGUUGCACCCGAGUGGGGAUGGCUCGACUCUGGACUACCGAAAGGAAAACCUGCAGCUGUUGAAUACGGAAUCAUUUGCACGGAACAUUAGGGAAAUUCGAACCAAGUUGUAUCGGGAGAUUGGCACGCUGGUGAAUCGUUUGAAGGAUCUGGACUCGCUGGAGUAGCGGUAGUGAUGUUUUCUAUUGUUUAUUUUGUAAUGUUUUAUUAUCAUUUGUAUGAAUACAUCAAUGAAUACGCAAAAUGUAAGUUCUCCUUUUGAGUAAUUUCAAAUCUUAGGGCGCAAAUUGAAUUUGGAUAA